Molecule: messenger RNA, 1323 nt
Organism: Chaetura pelagica (chimney swift)
Lineage: Eukaryota; Metazoa; Chordata; Aves; Apodiformes; Apodidae
Product: protein TENP-like
Exons: 16
Coding region: 1-1323 (440 amino acids)
Molecular function (GO): lipid binding
Source: RefSeq, a predicted model, not a curated record
AUGGGAAUGCUGGUCCAAAAAGGUGCCGGCACAGCCACACUCCGCACCCUCAGCAUCCUCCUGAGCCUCCUGGUCCCUGCUCCUGCCACCCGCUCCCCCGACUGCGGGGGCAUCCUCACCCCCUCAGGACUGAGCUACUUUGCUGAAGUUUCCAAGCCUCAUGCAGAGAGAGUCCUCAGGCAGGACCUGAUGGCCCCGGCAGCCCCAGAGACAUUUCUUGGCUCCCCAAAGCCCAGCAGGAACCAAAUCAACUCCGUCAGCGUGGCCGAGCUGUCCCUGUCGCUCGUCCCCCACGCGGGGCUGCGGCUCAGCAUCGAUGCCGACCUCAGCAUCUCCCCCACCCCAUCCACCACCACGGUGACGCGACUGUCCAUCCUGGCUGACCUCCAUGUGGAGAUGAACCCUGAAGGGAACCUGGAGCUGGUGACCUCUGCCUGCAGACCCACCCUGGAGGGGUCGCAGAGCAUCGAGGAGAUAGCAAGCAAGUCCUCUGAUUCAGACCUGGACAAGGAGAUUAACAUUGAUAAGAUCUGCCUGGAAGUCUCCAAACUGCUGCUCCUGCCCAACGAGCGGCUGAUAUCCCUGUCGGCCCAGUUCCCCAUCACACCAAGCUGCCAGCUCCAGUAUUUACCACUGGCUGUGCCCAUGUUUUCUGAGCAGGGCAUCACCAUAUCCUUGCAAACAAUUUUCCAGGUGGCAGGGAUGGCAAUCCCCCUGCCAGUCAGCCCCAUGCCCUUCAGCAUGCCUGAGCCAGCGAGCUCCAGCCCUUCCCACCUCAUCCUGGCUUUCUCUGAACACUUCUACGCCAGCCUCUUCUUUGCCCUGGAAAUGUCUGGAACUUUCAACAUGACCCUCCUGAGCCCUCUGACCACCGCCACCCUGGCAGAGCACAUUCCCCAGGACGUGGCUGCAGGGCUGCUCCUCAGCGUCACGGACACCAGGAUGAUGGUCACUGCAGCAGGGGCAGAGGAUGUUGAGCUCAGCCUGGCUGCCUCCAACGUGGGCCCCGUGCCGGCUGCCCUACUGGAGCAGUUAUUUUUGCCCACAAUCCGUGAGGAGGUUCCAGCUCAGCUGAACGCUGUCCUGAGUGAAGGUGUGUUCCUGCCCCACAUCUUCAGCUUCACCUACACCAACUUCAACGUCACGAUUCACAGGGACUACGUCUUGGUCUCCUGCAACCUCAAGUUCCAGGAGCAGCCUGGGGGAACUCCCCACCCACCUGUUUUAGCUGGUGCUGGGGCCACUGGAGUGGGGAGUCCCAUCACCACGCAGGAGCAUUGUUUCCCCCUGGGGACAGGCCAGGUUCCUGUCACCAGCAGCUGA